GAGGGACCGGACCGUCAAGUGGACAGCUCUGGAGCGCGCCCGCCCACCGCGCGCCACUCCACACCGGCAGCAGCGCGUGAGGAUGAACAUGGCCAGAGAGCGGGUUGGCGAGGGAGCGAGGAAACCCUGCACGGUGACACACGACUAGUGCAACGAGGAGGCGCUCGACAAGAAGACAGAGAGAGAGAGUCGAGGGGGACGGCUGUCCGGCUCCUCUCUGCCCGCACUGAUCUCCGAGGCCCGUCCGGUGCCGGCCGGAACACAGUCGACCGACGCGGAGCGCACCAGAGCGGCCGCUGGAGCGGGAGGCUUCGGGGGGCACGGACGCCGCUGGAGCCUGUGACUGAGGAUCUGUGCAAGGACCCAUACUCAUUACUUUUCAAGUGGAAGUGGCUGCGUCCUUUGAUAGGACGGUGACCUGUUUAGCUGUCCAGCGAUGGAUUCACCCACAGAUCUGUUCGGUGACUCUGCUCCCCAGAUACAUGCAUUUGCCCCCACCCUCAGCUCGACAGAUCUCCCUGGAGUUCAUCCCCAGCCCAGUGCAGGUCGCCCUCCCCCUGCCUUCAGACCUCCCGCCUUUCCCCUCAUCCAUCACCUCCAUCAGCCCGGUGGAGCCACCAGGAGGACUGGAGCACAACCCAACACAAACCCCAGCACACACAGGCACCUGGAGGACAGAGACGUGGGGGAGGUCGGUGGAGGGAGGGAUGGACAGAGGGAGCAAGGGAUUGAGGGAGGAGAUGAGGGAGGCCUGGAGGGAGAGGACGGCUUGUUGGAGGUUAAGAAGAGGCACAGUGGUGCCGCCCUGGCAGCAGAGUGGAGUCAAGACGUCGUGAGAGUGAAGAGGAUGAAACUGGAGAGCCGCCUGAGAGACGGAGAGGCCGAUGGAGAGGCAGACGAGGGAGGUAGGAGGCGCGAGGGAGGGAGGGAGGGUAAGAGGCGAGAGAGGGAAGAACUGAAAGAGCAGCUGGAGGAGGCGAGAGAGAGACUGCAGGUCCUGCAGGAGAAGGUGUGGAGGGCUUUUGGAGAGAAGCACAUGGCAGAGGAGGAGAAGAAGAGGGGAGAUGGAAACAGAGGACAUGUGGGAGAGGGAGAUGUGGCGAUGAUGGAAGAGGAGGACAUUACAGAAGCGAUGUAUGACGAAGAGGAUAUUGAUGAUGGAGAGAUGGAAAAGGAAGCAUUUUCCCUGCUCUCUGUUUCCCCCUUUGAUAACUUCCACACCCACAAGCGCAGAGAAGAGAGGCAAAAAGACAGAGAAAGGAGGAUGGAGAGAGGGAGAGGAGGAGGAUUGCCGUUGGAGGGUAUAUUGGAGGGAGCAGGGUUGUGGUUGGACUGUGGGGGGCUGGUAAGAGGGGACUGGGAUGGGGGUAUCGAAGAUGAGGGCGAGGAGGGGGGGCAGAAGUUUGCUCAGGCGCUGAAGCUGGAACUUGGCAGCGCUGUGGCUCGAGUCAUCGACCGAGUCCUACGCCUCUACACCGAAACCACAGAUUUGACGCCUUCCUCUCCUCCCGCCGCCAUUUCCUUUCUCCCGUCCGAUGAAGGGAAUGACGGAGGGAGGGAGAGGGGAGUGUGGAUGGGACUAUUAACGAGGGGAAGGGGGGAGGAGAAGACGAGAAGGAAGGAGGAGAAGAUGGCAGGGCAGGACGGAGAAAGAGAGAAGCAGCUCCAAAAGAUGAGGAACGGGAGCAGCGGGCCUCCAGGACAGCCACAUCGCACUGAGGCAUCGGAUCUGACGAUGCCAUUGGCCGUUCAGCGGUCACCUGACAUACGAAAGUCUCACCCACUCCUCGGCCCACCUCUCUCCUCUCACCCGAACCUCUCCCUGCAUCACCCAUCUCUACCUCGCCCUCCCCCUCUCUCUCACCCUCCACUUUUACCUCCCGCGUCACAACCCAAGGACCCCUCCUCUUCCCAUCCUUCUUCCUCCUCGUCCUCUUCCUCCUCCUCAUCCUUCCUUGCGCCUCCCCCUCCUCCCCCGCCCCCGCCUCCCCCUCUCCCCCUGCCGCUGCUGCACUACUCCAUGCAGCAGCUCUUCUCGCGUGCGCUCCACCACCCCCAGCUCCCCCACCUGCCCCCGCCCCGCAAGGACUAUUUGAACUCCGACCCUUUCCUGGACUUCUCGUCUCACCCCUCCUUUCCGCCGCUCCCCUUGCUCGGUCACCUGGACCCCUCCCUCGCUCGACAUGCCCACGGGGGCAGAGAGAGGGAGAGGGGGAUGAGGGGAGAUGGGGGGAUGAGAGGAGGGGGAGGCAUGGAUGGAGGAGAGCUCUACCUGACAGCCGGGGGAGUAUACAGCCAGGAGGGCUUGUCUCCCUGUCACCUGAAGAAAGCCAAGCUCAUGUUCUUCCACGCACGUUAUCCCAGCUCCAACACUCUCAAGACGUACUUCCCUGAUGUCAAGUUUAACCGCUGUGUGACCUCCCAGAUGAUUAAAUGGUUCAGCAACUUCAGAGAGUUCUUCUACAUCCAGAUGGAGCGCUUUGCACGACAGGCUGUCCGCGAGGCUCUCACCCGGGAUGGUGCAGCUCGUCUGGGCAGAGAGAGUCAGCUGCGAGUGGGCCGUGACACGGAACUGUACCGCAUACUCAACAUGCACUACAAUAAGAGUAACAUCUACCAGGUCCCUGAGAGAUUUAUCGAAGUGUCCGAGGUGGCUCUGAGGGAGUUUUACUCGGCCAUUUGGACCGGGAGAGACAGCGACCCCUGCUGGAAGAAAGGGAUUUAUAAAAUCAUCUGUAAACUUGACAGCCCUGUGCCAGAUGCCUUCAGACUGCCCGGCUGUCCUGUCGGCUGACGGGUGAACUGCUGCGGUCUGGUGCAUGCAUACAAAUGCACAAAUCCAUGCACAGACGAACAUUUACUGAGAGAAGGGAAUAAUAUAACAGCGCUCUAUACUGUACAAUUUCAUUCAGUGCUACAGUUCAUAAUUCCUUUAUAUUGGGCGGGGGACAAAAGGUCAUUUGAGUUAAUAAAACGUUUUUAUGUGACUGUGUACAGGGACAAACACGGACUACAGCAGCCUGACACAGCUAGUGCUGUGAUGGGAGUCUUGUGACUGCACUUAUCAAAGAAUGUGACCGUGCCAUUGAAUUGGUACGAGUGGACGGGACAGGAAUUCCCUUUGCAAACAUUCUCCACCAGUCAGCUGAAUUGUGAAAUAGCAGUGCUGCGACACAGGUUUGAUAAAAUGGACGGAUAGCCUUUCAUAAUAAUAUCAUGAAAACACUCACGGUCACUGUAAAUGGUCGCCGUGAGAUGACAAAGGUGUUUGUUUGUUUUACAUGAUUAACUCCUAUGACCAUAUAUAUAUUUAGUAUAAGUUUUAUGCAUCCAGUCAGUAAUGAAAUACUGACAGCUGUUCACAAAGGGUGCUGCUCAAAUACAUGAUUCAAAUAUGGCCACAACCUAAAUAUAUAACAAGAUUAGGUGGUUGGUCCCGUUUCCCUUAUCGUCACUUUCACUUGGAGCAGAGUGCAGCGUUCAUGUGCUCUGAAAAAAAUGUCAUUUUUAAGAAAAAGUGGUAAUAUUUUAGUGUGUAAUUAACAAUCCUCCAUUAACUGCAACUAAAAAUUACACUUAAAAUUUCAGCUCUACUCUCCCUUUGGAGUUUUCACGGUUUAAUUUGGUUUACUGCGAGAUGAUUUCAAAAAGGAAGUUUUCAGGUCGUGGAUUCUUUUUGCUUGUGUAUCAGUCUGUUUAAUAUGACAUUAUUAUAAAGCUUUUGUACAUGAUGAAACAGUGUAAUCUAAUUGUAAUUAAAAUACUGUCAAGAGGGACAAUAUAUUGAAUUUAAAAUGGUAAAAUUAUUGUUUUGUUGUUUCAUGAUGUACUCUUACAGUUUAAAAAAUUAUGUUUUUGUAUUCCUUUAACAUUAUGCUAAAAUUGACAGGCCGUUUGAUCAGUUAGUAUUUAUCAAUAUUUGUUUCCAAAAGGUAUUGAGGAAACUUCCGGCGUAUCUGCCUUUGGUUGACCGUUCUGGCUUAAUCGUAGCUCUGCGAGACGAAGCCCAUAGGUAAACUAUUUGUGUUGUGUUUUCAAAUGCAUGUUUCCUAUAUUUCAAUUUUGUAUUGUAACCCCGUACGUUUCUCUCAUCGCUUCGAUCACUCUCUCUUUUAUAUUGUACAUACAAACUGUAUUCUUUAAUGUACUGUAUAUCUGUGCCUCACGCAAACUUGGUGAAUUUUGAUGUUUAAACUGAACAGUGAAUUAAAGUGAUACCAAGCUUG
Molecule: messenger RNA, 4226 nt
Organism: Scophthalmus maximus (turbot)
Lineage: Eukaryota; Metazoa; Chordata; Actinopteri; Pleuronectiformes; Scophthalmidae
Gene: prox3
Product: prospero homeobox 3
Exons: 7
Coding region: 437-2794 (785 amino acids)
Biological process (GO): regulation of transcription by RNA polymerase II
Cellular component (GO): nucleus
Molecular function (GO): RNA polymerase II cis-regulatory region sequence-specific DNA binding; DNA-binding transcription factor activity, RNA polymerase II-specific
Source: RefSeq, a predicted model, not a curated record